AUGAGAGCUCCACGCUCGCUACCUCCUGCGCUGACAACCAGCUCACGUAAGUGGUGUGGGAGUGGUGGUGGGAGUGGUGGUGGGAGUGGUGGUGGGAGUGGUGGUGGGAGUGGUGGUGGUGGGAGUGGUGGUGGGGAGAGUGGUGGUGGGGGGUGUGGUGGUGGGGGGAGUGGUGGUGGGGGGAGUGGUGGUGGGGGGAGUGGUGGUGGUGGGAGGUCAGACAAACAUCAAGGAGCUACACUGGCAUCCGCACAUCACGGGAUUCUGAUUUCCACUGCUGCUGCUUUCACUACAUUACUUCCUGGACUUCGCUGUUCAACACCUCGUUCCGCUCCCCUCCUUCCCCUUCGUCGCCCUCUCCCACCCCCUCUGCCACCAACUGCAGGGGUCAGACGGACAUAA
Messenger RNA from Closterium sp. Naga37s-1, 402 nucleotides. NCBI's taxonomy places the organism in Eukaryota, Viridiplantae, Streptophyta, Zygnematophyceae, Desmidiales, Closteriaceae. The record is from the annotation of a GenBank genome assembly.